Molecule: messenger RNA, 1596 nt
Organism: Strongylocentrotus purpuratus (purple sea urchin)
Lineage: Eukaryota; Metazoa; Echinodermata; Echinoidea; Camarodonta; Strongylocentrotidae
Gene: aptx
Product: aprataxin
Exons: 7
Coding region: 198-800 (200 amino acids)
Biological process (GO): single strand break repair; double-strand break repair
Cellular component (GO): nucleus
Molecular function (GO): mismatched DNA binding; DNA 5'-adenosine monophosphate hydrolase activity; single-strand break-containing DNA binding
Source: RefSeq, a predicted model, not a curated record
AGCUGCAGCACAACGACCCUCUCGUCAUGAUACACCAAUGGGCUAGCGCUGGCUGAAUAUUUCUUGAGUUCCUGCUGGCUGUACUGUGGCAGCGCUGCGCGUUGUUAACAGUCUCAAGUCUUCAAGUGUUCAGUGCAGUAUUAACCCAUUCACGUCUCUAACAGCGGCUAAAGUACUUCAAUUAAGAUACUUUAAAGAUGGCGACAAAGAGGAGUUCCCAGGGUGGAGCCACAGAUAAUGGACAGCCUGCCAAGAAGAAAGGUUUUUGGGCCUUGGGUUUGUUGGACUCGAUGAAGGACCCUGCCCUGCAGCAUUUUACUGAUGACAAGAUCGUCGUUAUCAAGGAUAAAUACCCCAAGGCCAGACACCAUUUCCUAGUGUGCCCAAGACUGAAAAUCAAUAAUCUGAAGGCCCUUAAACCUGAGCAUCUGCCACUACUCAAUCACAUGCAUGAAGUAGGCAAAAGAAUCAUCAAGGAGUCUAUAGGAGAAGAAGAGCUAAAGUACCAACUUGGAUACCACGCAAUACCAAGUAUGAGUCAUCUGCAUCUACAUGCCAUCUCCAGAGAUUUUGAUUCCCCAUGCCUCAAAAACAAGAAGCAUUGGAACUCCUUCACAACCGACUACUUUGUGGACUCAAUGGAAUUGAUUGCGGAGUUGGAAGAGAACGGAUGUGUGGAUACAUCGGGACGAAAUGGAGAGGAACUCCUCAAACAGCCUCUAAGAUGCCACGUCUGCAAAUCACAAUUUGCCAACAUGCCAAAGCUGAAAGGACACAUCGUAAAACACAUCAAGAAGUGACCCAAAGCGUUUGAUAAGGUCUUGGGAGAGGACAUGAAGCUGUUCAGACAGUGAUGUACUCUGGAUUGAAGAAUGAGUGAAAGAACUGAACUAAAAAUCCUUGGACUCCAUUGAUAUGCAUACAGACAAGUGUGUUCAGACAGUUGCAUAUAUCUCACAUGGUAUAGGAAAUUAGUUCCUGGAAUUCAACUGUACUCGGGACUUUUACGUUGCAUGAUUUUUGUUUGAUACAUGUAGAUGGGUAACAUGUACAAAGACAUUGUUCAGUAGUGGCGUAUCCAGACAGAAGCCUCUGGAGGGGCUAAAUAUCUCAUCUUACUGUGAUCCAGAUAGUUCAGUAUUAAAGGAAAACAUGGUCGUACUUAGCUGCUGAAAUGCAAGAGAAUACGGCCAUCAAGUCAGGGGAGCGCAUGCAUGAGAGGGGAAUGUAUCGUGUCUGAUAAUCACCUCAUGUUAUCUUCAUCUUUCCCCAUUCUCACACUGUUUCUUCUUUUUUCAUCUCUCUCACUUCUCACUCCUCCCCUCCAAUAUCUGGCAUUGUAGAAUGGAUCCGGUAAGAAGGUUAAAGAGGAGACUUGCGAAGUAACAAACUACGAGUUUUAAUCCUAUGUGAUUUUCUUUUUUCUUCUUUGUAUUUGUGACCCACUCUGAAUGCUAGUGCUUCUAUAGUACCCUUGUAGGGUUCCAAGCCAUCCUGAAAAUCAGGGGAAACCUGCAAAAUGAGUUCACUAGUGUCUGGAAUUUGAGAAAAAUCCCUCAAAUCCCUGAAGUCAAGUCAUUUUUACCCCCCCCCCCC